Molecule: messenger RNA, 2681 nt
Organism: Cricetulus griseus (Chinese hamster)
Lineage: Eukaryota; Metazoa; Chordata; Mammalia; Rodentia; Cricetidae
Source: RefSeq, a predicted model, not a curated record
AACCUUCUGUUCCAGCCAAGGUAGUGAGGGCAGCUGCUCCUAAACAGCGCAAGGGCAGCAAGGUUGGUGACUUUGGAGAUGCAAUCAACUGGCCUACACCUGGAGAGAUAGCCAACAAGAGCGUGCAGCCACAGUCCCACAAGCCUCAGCCUGCCCGUAAGCUGCCUCCCAAGAAGGACAUGAAGGAGCAGGAGAAAGGAGAUGGAAGUGAUAGUAAGGAGAGCCCGAAAACAAAGUCAGAUGAAUCAGGGGAGGAAAAGAAUGGGGAUGAGGACUGCCAGCGAGGCGGGCAGAAGAAGAAAGGGAACAAACACAAGUGGGUUCCGUUGCAAAUAGACAUGAAGCCUGAAGUACCAAGAGAGAAAUUGGCCUCACGUCCCACUCGCCCACAGGAGCCAAGACAUACACCUGCUAGCCGAGGGGAGAUCAAAGGAUCUGAACCUGUCACCUACAUGCCUGUAUCUGUUGCCCCACCCACCCCAGCCUGGCAACCAGAGACCAAACCAGAGCCUGCCUCUUCUUUCCGUGGCCGUGGACGGGGGCGUGGUCGUGGACGGGGCCGUGGACGGGGUGGCACUCGAACCCACUUUGACUACCAGUUUGGCUACCGAAAAUUUGAUGGUACAGAGGGGCCUCGCACCCCCAAGUACAUGAACAACAUCACCUACUACUUUGACAAUCUCAGCAGCACUGAGAUUUACAAUGUUGACCAGGAGCUGCUAAAGGACUAUAUCAAGCGCCAGAUUGAAUACUACUUCAGCGUGGACAAUUUAGAGCGAGACUUCUUCCUGAGACGGAAAAUGGAUGCUGAUGGUUUCCUUCCCAUCACCCUUAUUGCUUCCUUUCACCGUGUACAGGCCCUAACCACUGACAUUUCACUCAUCUUUUCGGCUCUAAAGGACAGCACGGUGGUGGAGAUCGUUGAGGAGAAAGUCCGAAGGAGGGAACAACCUGAGAAGUGGCCACUUCCUGGUCCACCAAUAGUGGAUUAUUCACAAACAGAUUUCUCUCAGCUUCUCAACUGCCCAGAGUUUGUUCCCCGCCAGCACUACCAGAAGGAGACUGAGUCAGCACCUGGUUCUCCCCGUGCUGUUACCCCAGUGCCAACCAAAACAGAGGAGGUCAGCAACCUGAAGACCCUUCCCAAGGGCCUGUCUGCCAGCCUCCCAGACCUGGACCCUGAGAGCUGGAUUGAAGGGAAGAAAAGGCCUCGUACCUCCCCAGCACGCCCCAAGAAGUCAGAGGAGCCCAGGUUCUCCCACCCGACUGCUCUGCCUCAGCAGCUUCCCUCCCAGCAGCUGAUGUCUAAGGAUCAGGAUGAGCAAGAAGAACUAGACUUCCUGUUUGAUGAGGAGAUGGAGCAGAUGGAUGGGCGGAAGAAUACUUUCACUGCCUGGUCUGAUGAGGACUCUGAUUAUGAGAUUGAUGACCGGGAUGUCAACAAGAUCCUCAUUGUCACUCAAACACCACCUUACAUGCGUCGGCACCCUGGGGGAGACCGCACGGGCAACCAUACUUCUCGUGCCAAGAUGAGUGCUGAGCUGGCCAAGGUCAUUAAUGAUGGGCUCUUCUACUAUGAACAAGACCUAUGGACUGAGAAGUUUGAGCCUGAGUAUUCACAGAUCAAGCAAGAAGUUGAGAACUUCAAGAAAGUGAAUAUGAUUAGUCGGGAGCAGUUUGACACACUGACCCCUGAGCCUCCUGUGGAUCCCAACCAGGAGGUUCCUCCUGGACCACCUCGGUUCCAACAAGUUCCUACUGAUGCCCUGGCCAACAAGCUGUUUGGUGCUCCUGAGCCCUCCACCAUUGCCCGAUCUCUACCAACCACUGUCCCAGAGUCGCCAAACUACCGAAACGCUAGGACCCCCCGCACACCCCGGACCCCUCAACUCAAAGACUCUAGUCAGACACCACGGUUUUACCCAGUGGUGAAAGAAGGACGGACCCUAGAUGCCAAGAUGCCUCGAAAAAGGAAGACAAGACACAGCUCGAACCCCCCCCUGGAGAGUCAUGUGGGUUGGGUGAUGGAUUCCCGGGAGCACAGGCCCAGGACUGCUUCUAUUAGCUCCAGUCCUUCCGAAGGAACACCUGCAGUUGGCAGCUAUGGCUGUACCCCUCAGUCGCUGCCCAAGUUCCAGCAUCCUUCCCAUGAGCUGCUGAAAGAAAAUGGAUUCACACAACAUGUCUACCACAAGUAUCGGAGGCGCUGCCUUAAUGAGCGGAAGCGCUUGGGCAUUGGCCAGUCUCAGGAGAUGAAUACCCUUUUCCGCUUUUGGUCCUUCUUCCUCCGGGAUCACUUCAAUAAAAAGAUGUAUGAGGAGUUCAAGCAGCUGGCACUGGAGGAUGCCAAAGAAGGCUACAGUCGAUAUUACAGUUAUGGUCUGGAGAAGAAGUUCCGACUGGACAUAUUCAAGGAUUUCCAGGAGGAGACUGUGAAGGACUAUGAGGCUGGCCAGCUCUAUGGAUUAGAGAAGUUCUGGGCCUUCUUGAAAUAUUCCAAAGCCAAAAAUUUGGACAUUGACCCCAAACUGCAAGAAUACCUCGGCAAAUUCCGACGUCUAGAAGACUUCCGAGUGGACCCCCCCAUGGGCGAGGAAGGCAACCACAAGCGACACCCAGUGGUAGCAGGAGGCAGCGGUGAGGGCUGGAAAAGGUGCCCUUCCCAGUCUUCCAGCAGGCCU